Molecule: messenger RNA, 2097 nt
Organism: Beta vulgaris subsp. vulgaris (sugar beet)
Lineage: Eukaryota; Viridiplantae; Streptophyta; Magnoliopsida; Caryophyllales; Amaranthaceae
Product: serine/threonine-protein kinase BLUS1
Exons: 1
Coding region: 213-1760 (515 amino acids)
Biological process (GO): protein phosphorylation
Molecular function (GO): protein kinase activity; protein serine/threonine kinase activator activity; ATP binding
Source: RefSeq, a predicted model, not a curated record
UCUCCUUCUUGCGAGUGUGUGAUAGUAAUUGAUUCUUGUACAUAAAGUUUUCGGCUUUCACAUGCAUCAACUCAUCUCAUCAUCUAUUAUUUUUUCCUCGUCACAAGUAUUCCGCUUCAUCAAUAACCUCAUCUUUGCGCCCUUAAUUAAUCACCAAAAACAAUGAAACAAUCCAAACCCAAAAUCUCAGUGAAAACGAAGACAAAAACAAAAUGGCAAAAGAGUAUCCACUAGACCCAAAAUGCUACGAAAUAGUAGCAGAAAUAGGAAGUGGAGUAAGCGCAAUCGUAUACAAAGCCACCUGCCUAACAAUGCCUCCACCUUCAUGCACAGUCGCAAUCAAGUCCAUUGAUCUUGAUCAAUCACGAGCUGAUCUUGAAAGCAUCCGCCUUGAAACCAAAACAAUGUCGCUUCUUUCGCAUCCAAACAUCCUCCGAGCUCACUGCUGCUUCACUGUUGGCCGCAGUCUAUGGGUGGUUAUGCCUUUCAUGUCUGCAGGUUCUUUACAAUCCAUAAUAUCCUCCAACUUUUCAUCUGGACUACCUGAAACAUGCAUUGCCUUGGUCUUAAAAGAAACUCUUAAAGCCUUAAGCUACCUUCAUGAUCAAGGUCAUGUUCAUCGAGAUGUUAAGGCAGGUAAUGUAUUAGUAGGUUACGAUGGUGUUGUUAAGUUAGGCGAUUUCGGAGUUUCUGCACCUGUUUAUGACACUAAUUUCGACUCGAGAUUGAAGGAUAUUGCAGGGACUCCUUAUUGGAUGGCUCCUGAAGUUAUACAUUCUCAUAAUGGAUAUGGGUUUAAAGCUGAUAUUUGGUCUUUUGGAAUUACUGCUCUUGAGUUAGCUCAUGGUAGGCCUCCUUUGUCUCAUUUACCUCCUUCAAAGUCUUUGUUGUUUAAGAUAACAAAGAGGUUUCGAUUCUCUGAUUAUGAUAAUAAAUCAGCUAAUAAGUAUAGUUGCAAGAAAUUCUCCAAGGCAUUUAAGGAUAUGGUAGGAUUAUGCUUACAUCAAGAUCCUACGAAACGUCCUACAGCUGAGAAGUUGUUAAGGCAUGCCUUCUUUAAAAACUGUAAGAAUAGUGAUUUCUUGGUUAAGAAUGUUUUGGUUGGAUUACCCACUGUAGAGGAGAGGUUUAAGAUGAGUAAAAUGGUUAGAGUUACUUCACUAGGGAGUAGUAGUAGUACUGUUAGUACUAUAGAAGAGGGUGAAGCAGGGGAUUUGACGAAGCAGAGGAGAGUUAGUGGGUGGAACUUUAAUUUUGAUGGUUUUGAGUUAGACCCAGUUUAUCCAGGUCAAGGUAAAAAUAAGGAGAUAUUUGAUUAUGGUGGUUCCAAUUCCAAGAAGGUUAGAUUUCGUGGCGAGUUGAUCAUACCGAGUAAGCGAGUGGAUUUGGAUGUGUUUAGCUCGAGCUCAGCCUCUCCUGCCUUUAGUAUUAGUACUCCUACAGAUCAGGAGCCGGCACUGAGUCCGCCCGAGCAAGUUGAGGAGGCAGCUCAAGAGCCAAUAAGUGGGGAGGAGGGAGUUGAUAGGGAUAGUAUGAUGUGUGGUUUGGUUGCAUUAAGGGGAAGUUUGGAUGAGCAAAGGAAAAAUGUGAAAGAGUUGAUAACUUUUCUUGGUGGGGAGACAAACAAAGAAGAGCAGAUGGUGGAUAUAGUGGAAAGGUUGAGGAGGGAGUUGGAGCAAGAGCGAAGGAAAAACAAGGAGUUGCUUAUGGAGCUGGAAUUUCUUAAGGUGCUUGUCUCUGGUGGACCUCAAGAUGAUUGAAUAUCGAAAGUCAUCAUAGGUUAAACUUAGGCAAUUUUAAAGACAUUUCAUACAAUUGCAACGAUAUGAUAAAACUAAAAAGAGGAAGUAGCAAUGUAUCUUUUACCAUUUCAGAAGUUGUUGCUGACAUUUCAAAGUUUCAAUAGAAAUGUCACAAGUUCAAGCUUACCUUAAUAGAGAAUUAAGCACACUAGCACAGUAUGUAUUCAAGAGAAUGACAUGAAGUAUGUACAAUUUCAUCAUGUUCAUUUAGUCAUCUUAUCAACAUUGUAUACAUUAAUUUCGUUCUCAAGUGUAUUAUGUGUUAGUUGUAUAUUAAUUUGACUUGCUUUGUUAA